CCUCCCUUUCUCCAGCUAUCGAGGGAUGACUUUGUCAAAACAGGGGCCAGUGUUGCCACAAUUCGCGGGUAAUGGUCUCCUGCAGAAUAAGAGAACGAAGAACAGGUCUUCUGUCCGUGAUCUAUUGCGAGUAGCAGCCACAUUUCUUCUUAUCGGCUUUGUUCAUCGAGUUUACCAAGGAACACCAAUUCUGAGCUUCUCCGGAAAGUAUCAUGGGGCCAUUGACCACUCAGUAUUAAAACCACUUUCGUCGCCAGACCUGGAGUCUUUUCAACGAUGUUCAAUAAAAAACCUCCUUGACACAGAUCUUUACUUCCUGAAAAAUAUAAGCCCAGUGUCAUUCUCGGAAUACCAGUCUCGCAGAGACCGGUUAGCAAAUGCUCUCGUAGCAGAUGGCGCAGAUGCUUUCUUGGUAGAACCGGGCUAUACGUUCAAAUAUUAUGCCAAUGUCAGUCAGGUGGAAUGGGAAGUCUGGGAGCCGGAAGAGAGGCCGUUUGUGAUGGUUGUGAGACCAGUCCUUGAGCCGGAGACCGGAAAGAUCGUAUCCAAUACCACUUUUCUCUGCCCGUCUUUCGAGGCGGAAAGAGCUCGACUGCUGGAUAUGCCUUUUGCAGAGCCAAUCCAGAUUAUUCCGUGGGAAGAGCAUUGGAAUCCGUACGCUACCUUGAUGUCGUCUGGGAUUUUUGAAGACUUGAAUCACGCCCCACGGCUAAUGGUCGAUGAAGAGAUGAGAGAUUUUAUCCAGAGAGGUUUCUCGAAGGAAGGCUUUGAUGUUAUUGGAUUAGGAGGCAGGGUUGAGGCUGUCAGGCAGACCAAGUCUCAGGAAGAAAUCGAUAUCUUGCGAGCUGUCAACACUGGGACAGUAGAGGCAGUGAGGCAAAUGAGGAAGUGUUUAACAGAAAACCAAAUCAUAGAAGUCCUCGAUAACACCAUCCGAGCAGCUGGGAUGGAGCCGUUCUUCGAUAUUGUAUUAUUUGACGAAAAUGCCUCGAAUCCGCAUGGCGGUACCAACGGGACCAAGGUUCUCGAAUCAGAGUCAUUUGUCUUGAUCGAUGUUGGGGCACAUCUCCACGGGUACUCCUCAGACAUCUGCCGGACCUUCUUCCCGCCAUUUCUCAAGAAGCCGGAACACAAUGAGGAUAUCCCUCCUCGAUUGAGGAAGAAACUUAAGGUUUGGGAUAUUAUCUUUGAAGCUCAGACUGCAUCGAUUCAUCAAAUGCGAGCUGGUGCAACUGCAGCCAGUGUUGAUCUAGCUGCACGAGCCGUGAUCACGGAUGCUGGUUAUGGGGAAGCCUUUACACACCGUGUCGGGCAUGGAAUCGGUAUAAAAGCGCACGAGAGCCCUUACCUUAAUAAGGGAAAUAUACAUACUAUCCUGGAGACAGGAAUGGCAUUCACGUCUGAGCCUGGAAUAUAUUUAGUUGAUGAAUUUGGUGUCCGACACGAAGAUAUCCUCCUGGUUCAGGAGGAUUCAGACCCCAUUCUUCUGACUGGGCAACGGGCACAGGGGCCCUGGGAUCCGUAG
Paecilomyces variotii is the source of this 1525-nucleotide messenger RNA. RefSeq names its product xaa-pro dipeptidase. The transcript has 8 exons. The coding region runs from base 26 to 1525 and encodes 499 amino acids. The record is from RefSeq and is a predicted model, not a curated record. NCBI's taxonomy places the organism in Eukaryota, Fungi, Ascomycota, Eurotiomycetes, Eurotiales, Thermoascaceae.